Penicillium roqueforti is the source of this 1860-nucleotide messenger RNA. RefSeq names its product glycoside hydrolase family 1 protein. The transcript has 5 exons. Gene Ontology annotation, biological process: carbohydrate metabolic process. The record is from RefSeq and is a predicted model, not a curated record. NCBI's taxonomy places the organism in Eukaryota, Fungi, Ascomycota, Eurotiomycetes, Eurotiales, Aspergillaceae. Bases 1 to 1860 code for a protein of 619 amino acids. Gene Ontology annotation, molecular function: beta-glucosidase activity.
AUGCGAUUGCCGUUCAUUUCCCUUGCUGCUUUGGCUGUGGCUAUACAGGCACAGGAAGUAUACUUGACAACAACAGGUUAUUCUGCUCGGCCACAAUGUACACAAUCGAACGUGGCACCGAAAUACCAAUUUCAGCCCUUCUCCUAUACUUUGAACGAAACAGUUCGAUACGCAACCUCUGUUCCUUCCCCGACGACCACACGGACAUAUGGCCCACGUUAUACAGACGCAGUCAAACAUUUUACCACUAGCUGGUCGACCUCAACGUGGGGCAGCUGGGUUCCGGGGCAAACUGUUAUCAGCGCCACUGACACAAAGGACCCAUAUGGACAAGCUGCGUGGUCUUCGAUGUGGCUACAGGCAGAUCUUCACAACUAUACCACCACUGGGUUAUUCUCGACAACUGUCAGUCCCACACCCGUGCCCAGCAGUGAGCUGGUCUUGCCACCGCGCGACUAUUUUGGUCCUACCGACUGCUAUAAUUUCCCCAAGGACUUUGUGUUUGGGGUUGCAGGGAGUGCGGCGCAGAUUGAAGGUGCAAUUGGGUUGGAUGGUCGAUCACCUUCGUUGUUGGAGAAAUUGGUACCCGACAGCAAGCCAAAGGACUAUGUCACCAACGAAAAUUAUUUCUUGUAUAAGCAAGACAUACAGCGACUAGCUGCAAUGGGUGUCGAGUAUUAUAGCUUUACAAUCCCCUGGACGCGGGUUUUGCCUUUUGCUCUUCCAGGAACACCUGUCAAUCAACAAGCCAUUGAUCAUUAUAAUGACUUGAUCGACACAGUUCUCGAUGCAGGAAUGACGCCAGCUGUCACAAUGCUUCAUUUCGACAGCCCAUUAAUGUUUGUCGCCAGCGACAAUAUCACGCGACACCCAGAUAUUGGCUACAACAAUGCCGGCUACCAAAACGAAACUUUUGUCGACGCAUUUGUCAACUAUGGAAAGGUUCUGCUUUCUCAUUAUGCAGACCGAGUCCCAAUCUGGGUGACCUUCAAUGAGCCCCUGCUCUACGCAUUCAAUUUCAAAGGAGCAGACCACGUUGUCAAGGCACAUUCCCAGAUCUACCACUUCUAUCAUGAUACCUUGAAGGCCACGGGGAAGAUUGGCAUAAAGUUCAACGACAACUUUGGAGUGCCUAAGGAUCCGAAAAACUCUAGCCAUGUCCUCGCGGCUGACCGCUUCCAAGAAAUGCAACUGGGUAUCUUCGCAAAUCCAAUAUUCUUGGGUAAGCAGUACCCAAAGUCUGUAUUAGAAACACUCCCCGGAGCCAAACCCUUGAGCAAAUCCGAACUGAAAUACAUCGGCCACACAUCCGACUUUUUUGGUAUUGAUCCGUAUACCGCUACGGUAGUAUCUCCGGCCGAGGAAGGCAUCAAGGCUUGCGCUGCCAACCCGUCAAUCUCGAAUGAUCUUUUCCCAUAUUGCGUCAAGCAAGAAACAAAGAAUGUUUACGGAUGGAACAUUGGGUAUCGCUCCGAGUCCUACGUGUAUAUCACACCGACGUAUCUCCGAGAGUAUCUCUAUUACCUGUGGAAUACUUUCCGACACCCAAUUCUGGUAUCAGAGUUUGGGUUUCCGGUACAUGCAGAAGCAGAACUGGAGCUCUCUGACCAGCUAUUUGACUCUCCUAGGAGCGUGUACUAUCUUUCCUACAUGUCUGAAAUUCUCAAGUCAAUAUAUGAAGACGGUGUGCAUGUCAUGGGAGCCCUUGCUUGGAGCUUCGUCGACAAUUGGGAAUUUGGGGACUACACGCAACAAUUUGGCAUUCAAAGUGUCAAUCGCACCACCCAGCAGCGGCACUACAAAAAGAGCUUCUUUGACCUGGUUGAUUUUGUGAAAACUCGACAGCCGAACAAAGACUAA